AAGCUUAGAAAAAUUUAUUAUCUCUGCGAUAAUACACAAUCGUUUCGGCUGGACUCCAUACUCCAUAGCCCUAAGCUCUGCUACUACUGAUUUGCAUUUGCCACCACCAAGUCUAACUUCCGCGAUCUCGUAAAUUUCGGAGCUAUGGCGAGAAAGAUGCUUAUUGAUGGUGAGGUGAGCCAACCUAAUGCGGAGGAAAACCACUACGACUUUGACUUGUUUGUCAUUGGAGCUGGAAGUGGCGGGGUCCGUGCGGCUAGAUUUUCUGCUAAUUAUGGAGCCAAGGUUGGGAUUUGUGAGCUUCCAUUUCAUCCAAUCAGCUCAGACGUCGAAGGAGGAAUUGGUGGAACGUGUGUCCUUCGUGGUUGUGUUCCCAAGAAGAUUCUGGUAUAUGCAGCUACUUAUGGUGGUGAACUUGAGGAUUCCAGGAAUUUUGGGUGGGAGCUAAAUGAGAAAAUUGACUUCAACUGGAAGAAACUUUUGCAUAAGAAGACAGAAGAAAUACUCAGGUUAAAUGGAAUUUACAAGCGCUUAUUGACAAAUGCUGGGGUUAAAAUAUUUGAAGGAGCGGGAAAAAUUGUUGGUCCUAAUGAAGUUGAGGUAACACAACUAGAUGGCACUAAAUUGAGCUACACGGCUAAGCAUGUAUUGAUUGCAACUGGCAGUAGGGCUCAACGUCCCGAUAUUCCUGGCCAGGAGUUAGCCAUAACCUCUGACGAGGCUUUGAGUUUGGAGGAGUUACCCAAGCGUGCUGUAAUAGUGGGGGGAGGGUACAUUUCUGUCGAAUUCGCUUCAAUAUGGAGGGGGAUGGGUCUGACCGUGGAUCUAUGUUUCAGAAAGGAACUUCCUUUAAGAGGUUUCGAUGACGAGAUGAGAGCAGUGGUUGCGAGAAAUCUUGAAGGCAGGGGAAUUAAUUUGCACCCAAGGACAUGUUUGACACAGUUGGUUAAAACAGAGGAUGGCAUAAAAGUUACCACAGAUCAAGGGGAAGAGUUGACUGCGGAUGUUGUACUCCUUGCCAUUGGUCGGGCUCCUAAUACUAAGAGGUUGAAUUUGGAAGCUGUAGGCGUGGAACUUGACCAGACAGGAGCUGUGAAGGUUGAUGAGUACUCACGCACCAACAUACCUAGUGUAUGGGCUGUAGGUGAUGUUACAAAUAGAAUGAAUCUCACCCCUGUGGCCCUAAUGGAGGCAACAUGCUUUGCAAAAACUGUUUUUGGUGGGAAACCUACCAAACCAGACUACAAAGAUGUGCCUGUUGCAGUGUUCAGCAUACCACCUCUAUCUGUAGUGGGCCUUAGUGAAGAGGAGGCAAUUGAUCAAGCAAAUGGUGACAUCUCAGUUUUCACAUCAACCUUCAAUCCAAUGAAGAACACUAUCUCUGGACGACAAGAAAAGACAGUUAUGAAGCUAGUUGUUGAUGCUGGGACAGAUAAAGUUAUUGGAGCAUCCAUGUGCGGACCAGAUGCACCUGAGGUCAUACAGGGCAUUGCUGUUGCCGUUAAGUGUGGAGCAACGAAGGAACAAUUUGACAGCACGGUGGGAAUACACCCUUCAGCAGCUGAGGAAUUUGUGACCAUGCGGUCAGUGACAAGGCGUAUUGCCGCCAGUGGCAAACCGAAGACUAAUCUGUAAAGAUACAAAUAUGAUGAAUCUAUGAAGAAGGAAAGAAGAGUGAUAAUAUGCAGUUGAAAGGGGUAAAAAUACUCAAUGAUCGUAUGCAAUAGAAUCAUAAUUCAUUAGGAGUACAGAAUUCGUUUACAGAGAACGCUGUUCAGCUGCUCUCCCAAUAAAAGGUUCAUCAGAUGUCAAGCAUAUGCAAGUGCUGUGUUGGUUCCACGUUAUGGCAGUGUGAGUGAGUUCACAUAAUUUAGUGCAGAAAACCAUGUUACUUAUUCUUUAGAUUAUUUUAUCAUCUGCUGAAUUUUGGAUUGGAUCGACAAUCCCAUAUCUUCUGAUUGAUGGGGAUUACAAUAUUAUUUAUUACUCAGGCCACCUUGUUUGAGUCCUCAUUUUUAUGAACAAGGCAAACUAGAGAACAAUAUCCCACUUUUUGGACUUAUAAUU
Molecule: messenger RNA, 2067 nt
Organism: Juglans microcarpa x Juglans regia
Lineage: Eukaryota; Viridiplantae; Streptophyta; Magnoliopsida; Fagales; Juglandaceae
Product: glutathione reductase, cytosolic-like
Exons: 17
Coding region: 145-1635 (496 amino acids)
Biological process (GO): cell redox homeostasis; cellular response to oxidative stress; glutathione metabolic process
Cellular component (GO): cytosol; mitochondrion
Molecular function (GO): NADP binding; glutathione-disulfide reductase (NADPH) activity; flavin adenine dinucleotide binding
Source: RefSeq, a predicted model, not a curated record